Messenger RNA from Gossypium raimondii (Peruvian cotton), 3780 nucleotides. Its product is annotated as protein CROWDED NUCLEI 4. The coding region runs from base 220 to 3273 and encodes 1017 amino acids. The record is from RefSeq and is a predicted model, not a curated record. NCBI's taxonomy places the organism in Eukaryota, Viridiplantae, Streptophyta, Magnoliopsida, Malvales, Malvaceae. The transcript is spliced from 9 exons. Gene Ontology annotation, biological process: nucleus organization. Gene Ontology annotation, cellular component: nucleus.
CGUCUUUCAUUUCACCCACAGUAGAAACUUCUUUUUUGUCUUAGCGAUUUCCUCUCUAAUGAACAAAAACCCGACUCAGUGGUGACCCGGUGACUCACUACUUUUGAUUCUUUUAUCUCUUUUCAGCGGAGAAUACAAAAAAAGGGUGAAGAAUCCAACCAAAUCCAGCUAAAUCGUACGGAAAUUAGGGUUUUAGGGUGAGUUGAUCGGGCUUGGAAGAUGGCGAGCCCGUUCACGCCGGGUACUGGUAAGGCUUUGUCGAUAACUCCGGGGUCUAGGGUUUCAAAGAGUUCUCUUGGUGAUGAGACGAUCUGGAAGCGGCUCAAGGAAGCUGGAUUCGAUGAGGAAUCUAUCAAGAAGAGAGAUAAAGCUGCCCUUAUUGCUUAUAUUGCAAAGCUUGAAGCAGAGCUCUCUGAUCACCAAUACCAUAUGGGCCUUCUUACAUUGGAAAGAGAGGAAUUGGCUUCCAAGUAUGAAGAAAUUAAAGCCUCUGCUGAAGCAACUGAGCUAAUGCAUAAACGGGAUCAAGCUGCACAUAUAUCCGCUCUGGCAGAAGCAAAAAAGCGUGAGGAUGGUUUGAAGAAAGCUUUAGGAGUUGAGAAAGAAUGCCUAGCAAGUAUCGAGAAGGCUUUGCAUGAGAUGCGUACAGAAUCUGUUGAAACUAAGGUUGCAGCUGAAAGUAGAUUAGCUGAAGCACGUAUUAUGAUAGAGGAUGCUGAGAAAAAGUUUUCAGAGGCCGAGACAAAGUUUCGUGCAGCAAAGUCUUUACAGACAGAAGCUACCUUCAUCCAACGUGAUGCUAAGAGAAAACUCCAAGAAGUUGAAGCACGUGAAGAUGACCUUAGUAGACAAAUUGUAUUGUUCAAAAAAGAUUCUGAUGCAAAAGAGAAAGAGAUCAACCUUGAACGGCAAUCGUUGAGUGAGAGGAAGAAGAUUGUACAGCAAGAACAUGAAAGACUACUUGAUGGACAAGCUUCCCUGAAUCAAAGAGAGGAGCAUAUUUUCAAUAGAAUGGAAGAACUAAAUCGUCUUGAAAAGGAGUUGGAGGCUUCAAAAGCAGAACUUGAAAAGGAACGUAGAGCUUUGAAGGAUGACAAAUCCAACCUUGAGUUGACUUUAGUUUCUCUGUCGAAAAGAGAGGAGGCCGUUAUUGAGCGAGAAGCUUUGCUUAGCAAGAAAGAGCAAGAGCUGCUUGUUUCUCAAGAGAAACUCGCAAACAAGGAAUCUAGUGAAUUUCGGAAGGUCAUUGCUAGUCAUGAAAAUGCAUUGAGAACCAGAAACUCUGAGUUUGAGGCUGAGCUUGAGCUUAAGCGCAGAAUGGUGGAAGAUGAGAUUGAAAUGAAGAGACGGGCCUGGGAGUUAAAGGAGAUGGAUAUAAAUAACAAGGAGGACCAAAUUUGUGAAAGAGAACAUGGUCUUGAUGUUCGAUUGAGGAUAUUAGCAGAGAAAGAGAAGGAUGUGGCUGAGAAGUCAAAUCUCAUAGAUGUCAAAGAAAAUAAUAUGAGUGCUUUUGAAAAGGAACUUGAGUUGAAGAAAGCUGCUUUGGAAAAAGAAAAGGAAGAGAUGAGUAAAAUGAAACUAGAGCUUCAGAAGUCAUUGUUGUCAUUGGAAGAUAAAAGAAAUCAAGUUGAUCAUGAAAAGGAGAAACUAGAAGCCCUGAGAAGUGAGACACAUGAAUUAUCAACUUUAGAAUUAAAACUGAAGGAAGAACUUGAUUUGGUUAGGGCUCAAAAAUUGGAGCUUAUGGCUGAUGUUGAUAGGUUGGAAGUAGAGAGGGCAAAAUUUGAAACUGAGUGGGAGUUGAUUGAUGAAAAAAGAGAAGAGUUGCGGAAGGAAGCAGCGCGUGUUUGCAAGGAUAGAGAAGAAAUUUCGAAGUAUCUCAAGGAUGAGCGUGAUAGAUUGAGAAGUGUGCGUGAUGUGAUGCGAGAACAGCAUAACAAGGAUGUUGAAUCAUUGAAUCGUGAGAGAGAGGACUUCAUGAAAAAGAUGGUGACUGAGCAUUCUGAUCGGUUCAACAAGAUUCAACAAGAGCGUGCUGAUUUCUUGUUAGGGAUUGAAACCCAAAAGAGGGAGCUGGAGAAUUGUAUUGAGAAAAGGCGUGAAGAAUUGGAAAGUUCUUUGAAGGAAAGAGAGGAAGCUUUUGAGCGAGAAAAGAAAAAUCAACUUGAUCAUAUUAAUGCUCUAAAGGAAAUAGCAGAGAAAGAGUUGGAACAAGCUACUCUAGAAAUGAAAAGGCUUGAUGCUGAGAGGACGGAAAUCAAGUUGGAUCGUGAGCGAAGGGAACACGAAUGGGCUGAGUUGAACAAGUCUAUCGAGGAGCUUAAGGUGCAAAGACACAAAUUGAAGCAACAGAGGGAAUUAUUGCAUGCUGAUAGAAAAGAGAUACAUUUUGAUAUUGAAGAGCUAAAAAAGUUAGGGGACUUGAAAGCUGCUUUGGAUAAUAUGACGGUGGCUCAAAUGCAGCGCUCUAUUGUAGAGCUUAGCCAGCUGAAAGCAUCUGAAAGAAAUAAUCUGAAGCAGCAAGCUGUCCUGCAAAAUGUGGAAUCUGGUUCAGAUAAAAAUAAGAUUUUUGCUGUGGAUGGCAAUGGAUUCAACUCUCCGAUGGCAAAACCAGAUAGCAGUCCCUCUGGCUCUGCCCGUUUCUCUUGGAUCAAGCGCUGCAGUGAAUUGAUAUUCAAACAUACCCCUGACAAGGCCCAAAUGAAGCCUGAAGAAAGACCAUUGGAAUUGGAUGGAGAACCAAAGAUACUGGAAGUGCCCUCUGAAGGUGAGGUUUUUGAAAGAACUCAAGCUGGAAGGAAAAGGAGAGUUGACAACAUGCCUUCAAAUGGCACCAAGAAGAGUAGGCAAAAGGAUGCUUCUGUACUUGAAGUAGAGGAUAACACUCACCGUGUACAUUCAAUUGAACCAAAUGUAGUGCUGGAUCAGCCUGAAUUAAUGUCAUACAAUCAAAGUAAAGGAGGGGCUGAUGAAACCAAUGAGUUGAUUGUUGAUAGAGUAAUUAAUAUUUCUGAAGCAAUCCCUGUAAAAGAGACUGUAGAUGAUUUUUCCAAUGUAGAAAAUAUAGACCAGUUGCAGGAUACGGGAGAGAAGGAUAAAUCUGGGGAACCAUUAGUGGUACCUAUGGGGAAUGUUUCUCAACUUAAUAUCCAUUGUCAGCGAACGGAAGACAAGUCGGGAAAAGGCAAACAAAAGCUUGAAGACAAUGUUACCGUCCAACCAGAUGACAAAGUGAGAACCAGAUCGAGGGCAGGGUUGAAGCAAGUGUUGUAGAGAUAUAGUUUCUUUCUAGCUGAUAAAGUUGAUUGAUGUUUCAACUAUUUUUCACAAAGAAUAGCUGAGAACACUAAUAUAUACUUGAGAAGGGAUAAGUUUGCGUUGCAGAAACUAAAAUAAGCAAACCGUUUUAACUAACUCGGAUCUUGUUUAAAAGAAUGAACUUGUCAAUGAUUGUCCAUCCUCUUCUUUCUUCAGGUAUGGCUUUUUAGUAUAUGGUUUUCUGAUAUUUUCUUGGUUCAUAGGGCGAUGGUGUGAUGGGUUUUGGUUGAGAGAGUCUUGUGUUGGUUUGGUGGCCGAAAUGAUGGCAAAAUCUUAGUGGUUUAUCGACGUAGUUUGGUAUAUGGUGUUGGAAAUCGUUGGGGAUGGAUUGAUGCUUUAGUCCCUAAGAUCUCUAAAUGUGUUUAUAUAUGAAUAGAAAAUGAGGGAAUGCGGUUUUAUUCAUAUCCCUGAACUUUGAAAUGUUAUUAUUAUAUAUUAUAGAGUUGAUCAUGGUUUCUUGUU